ACCCAAAGAGGAAUAGUUUUUAGUAAUUUUUAGUAAUAUCUGUGAACGUCAAAAUCAAAUUUGACUUUGACAAUUGACAUUUAAUACAUAAACGAGUUUGACAUUUGUUUGACCUUUUAAAUUUUUUAAAGUGGGAUACAUAGUAGGAGCAAAGCGUGUAAGCCGGUAUUAAAAAAUUGCAAGAAAAUGUUUAAAUCAGCUGUUUUUAAUCUUCAAGAAGCUACACCGGACCAAGUGAAGGAGUUUUUAAAUUCUUUUGAUACAGUUUUGAGUGAUUGCGAUGGUGUAUUAUGGAUUAAUAAUAAUGCUAUCCCUGGAUCUCCUGAAGCUAUGAACUAUUUCCGCAAGUUAGGAAAAAGGAUAUUUUAUGUAACCAACAACUCCACUAAAAUCCGCAGUGACUUUGCAGUGAAAGCCCAGGAGUUGGGAUUUAUUGCUGAGCCGGAAGAAAUCUUGUCAACUGCCUAUUUAGUAGCACAUUAUCUCAAAGGAAUUGGAUUCACAAAAAAAGUGUAUCUUGUAGGUUCAAAUGGAAUUGGUGAUGAAUUAAAAGCUGUUGGAAUAAGGCAUUUUGGUGUUGGACCAGACCAAGUGAAACCAGACUUCAAGUCCAUGUCCCCAUCGGAUAUGGACCCAGAAGUUGGUGCUGUAGUGGUGGGCUUCGAUGAGCAUAUAAGUUACCCCAAGUUCAUGAAGGCUGCAUCAUAUCUCGCAAAUGAGGAUUGUCUAUUUGUAGCGACCAACACCGACGAAAGGUUCCCCAAGUCCAGCUCUAUUAUUAUACCAGGAACGGGAACUCUAGUAAGAGCGGUUGAGACAUGUUCGGAGAGGAAGGCAUUGGUACUGGGGAAACCAAAUGAUUAUGUUAGAAAAUUCCUUGAGUCUUUCGGUUUAGAUCCUGCAAGGACAUUGAUGAUUGGUGACAGGUGUAACACAGACAUAGAGUUUGGUGUGCGUUGCGGUUUCCAAACUCUAUUGGUUAUGACAGGUGUCACGUCUGCCAAAGACUUGGAAAAAAUUAGAAACGACAAAACACCGCCACUGCCAGACGUUGUACUGCCCAAGUUAGGGGAUAUACUCAACCUGACAUCUUCAUAGUACAAUUUUAUCGUGAUAAACGAAUUAUAGAUCAAUUUGUCAAUGAAAAUGUGAUAUGUUUAACAUUAUUUUUUUAUAUUGUUUAUUUGUUCAAGCAUGUAUUGUUAAUGCUAAAUCACUAUAUAAAAUUAACUCAGCCAUUUAGGUUUGUUUUCGAUUAUUAAAAUUUUCCGUUGAAUCUUUGAUAGCAAGGAUUUAUGACAAUAUUGUAACAAUUAACAUAUUAUAGAUGGUAACAUUAGAUACAUGGUAGUAGGUUUUCAAAUGUUUUAUUUGAAUAGUUUUGUACAAAAUAAACACUAAUAAAGGCCCGUUUAUAUAUACAGACACAGUGCGUCACAGACAAGUAGCAUGACAGACAUCUACAGACACCGUCUAUUCAUACUGCCCAGCAGAUAGAGACACGUAAAGUCCUUUUCACGAAAAAAAUCCCCAGACGCGGCGCUAAUGUCAUAAUGGCGCUUAUUGUCAUUUGGUAAUGGCGGUCUUAUUGUCAUAUUUUGUGUAAAGCGCUGUCAAUUUUAGUUCAGGUUUCAUGAAAAGGACUCUACAGGCAUGAACCGCGCAGACAAAAUAUUCUUUCCGCGAAUACUGGCCGGGCGCGGCUCGUGUCUGUCAACGUCUGUGCGGCGCGUUACGAUAGAUAUAUAAAUGUUAAUAAACACUGUAUAGAAGAAUAUUAUUUUGUCUGCCACGGCACGUGUCUGGCACGCUAAAUGUUUGUAGAUAUAAAUGGACCUUUAGGCACAUGGAUAGUUACUUAUGUCAUAGUCCUAAAUUCUUAACAUAGAUUGGGCUUUAAUAUAACAAUAUAGAUAUUAAUGCCUCGUUGUAUCUAUUAGUUCUUCUGCUAAAAAUCACAACCAGUAGGCCAAGCAUGCGACCAUCAAUAUAUCAUGUAUUGACUAAUAGCGGUGAAAUCGAAAAUAUCGCUGUCUCUUUCGUUGCGUUGGGACAAAGAUGAAAGCGAUAUUUUGAUUCCGCCGCUAUUGGUCGACAAUGUAUUUUUCACGAGAUAUGCAGUCGAUGCAUGUUGGGUAAGUCGCCAGAUUGAAAUUGUUUAUUUCAACGAGGUAAGGUUAGUUUACUAGCACCUUUGAAAUGUCAGUCGAUUUAUGUUGUUAACAUGAGUUUCGCUACCAUACAAGCUGGUAUCGGUCGUGAGGAUAUUAGGUACUACACUGGAGCUCUCGUAAAGAAAUUUCUUUCUUAUUUUAAUAAAUCUUUUGUAUAAAAGUUCCUACAUAUUAAAUACCUACCUAAGUAUAUGUUGUAAUAGUACAUUAAGUUAAAAGUGCGAUAAGUUGAAAAUUAGAGCUGAGGCGAUAUUGCAGCUCGAGCCAAAGGCGAGAGCUAUAGUAAGGAAGCAGAGGCUGUAAUUAUCAAAGCGCACGUAUGUCAUACGAAGUUUUAUAACACAUAUGCACUUUGAACACACUUUCUGAAAAUAAAUUUGCAUCUUUGACUGUUUUCCACAUUGAUAAAAAUCUACGAUCGAUGGUUUUCCAUAUGAUGACAUUUUGAUACGCUUGUCAUUUUUGCACAGAUAUUAUAAAGGCGAAAGUUUGUGUUUAAGUGUGAAAGUGUGUAAGUAUGUUUGUUCCUCUUUUACGCUGCGGCUACUGAAGCGAUUUGGCUGAAAUUUUAAAUGGAAAUAUAUUUUACUCUGGAAUAACACAUAGGCUACUUUUCACCCCAAAAAAAGCCAUGGUUCCCGCGGGAUUUGUGAAAAAUUGAAUUCCACACGAACGAAGUCGCGGGCGUCCGCUAGUAUUAUAUAACGGCACAUAUGCAUUUUACAUUACCAUACGGCACGUGAGAUACAUUACGCGAUUGAAAUUGUUGAAUUAAGAAUUACUUUACGAGCAAAUGUGUUAUAAAAUAAUAUAUAUUGCUACAAUACUUCACAAGUCUGUAUGAACAAAAAAAUCCUUGUUUAGAUAUAGCUUUGCAAGCGAGAGCAUUGAGUAGGAACCACGACAAAACUAUUUAUGUAAUGAAGGUAGUUUAACAUUUUAUAUAAUAAUAUAUUUUAUAUAUUAAUAGCUCAUCAUUGAUAUUGUGUCCUUUUACUUGAAGUUUUAUUACUCAGUAGGUAUUAAACCUCAGUUACCUGUUUCAAUUAAUAUAUUUUUAUAUUAUUAUAAAAUAGUAUUUGCUUACUAUAGAUUAAGUAUUAUUUAAAAGGUGCUAUUAUAAGUAUAUUUUGUGGAAUACAGUAUGUGCUUUAUUUUGUUGCAUUUUAAAAGCUUCGAGUGUUGCCAUUGUUUUCGUUGUUCCCUGUUCUGUCACAAGAAUAUUAUUGCCCUUCAGGGAAAUCUGUAUUGAUAAAAAAAAACAUACAUACAGUCGAACGUAGAACCUCCUCCUUUUUGGAAGUCGGUUAAAAAUAUGUUGAUAUGGUAGAUUUUGUUGACAAAGGGCUGCCAUAUAUUUUUUUUUAAUUGGAAAAUUCCUCGUCCAAUACAGCUACAUAAUUAAUCCUCAGGGUAUGCAUUGCGUUUAUGCAUCUAUGAAGUGCACGUCACUGAGCGUAGACAUACAAUAUAGACGAAAUCAUGUCAUGAGUCAUGACGCAAUGAACAAUACAUUUUAAGUACAAUAUUUUUUACUUUCGAACCAUACUGUGGAAUAAUAACCAAGUUUGAAACUUGAAAAUAUUGAAUAGGACCAUAGGCGUAUAUAGCAGGUAGGCCGGGUGGGCCGUACCCACCCUAGACUGGAUCUGUGCCCAGGCUUCUGGAUAGGAUUCUGGGCUACCGACAUGUAAUUCGAUUAUGAUAUUAAUAAUAGACUUGAUGUCGGGGGCCAGGCCUAGGAAAUAAUCCAAGAUACGCCAAUGAAUAGGACCUAUUUUUAUUUUAUGGCAAUCCGACAUCCAUAGACCUAAUAAAAAGUUCAGACACCGUCUCCUGAACUAAAAACUGGCGCACCCCAAUGAUGCCAGUUUGCAUUAUAUAUUCGACACGCACACAGAUGCACAUUAAUUUCCUAUAUCUGGCAAUACACUUUAAACUCACUCAUAGAUACUCGCCGCCAUUUAUAGUGCUUCAGUUGCAGCGAUAUACCGUCUGCCUAUUUUAAUAAUCUAUGCCGGCAUGCUUCAUUUAUGUAUUGCAUUCCUCAAUUUUUUUUUAUAUUUUUGUAUACUCGCAUAUAGAUACAAAUAUGUAUAAUAAAAAGUGUGAUUAAACGAAGUGUCUAUAUUGCUUUAAUUAAUAGUUAGUGUAGAUACAUAAUGCCUAAGGUGCACUAAAUAUAUGUAUACAUAUGAAAAUACAGUAUUCAGAAGACAAAA
Messenger RNA from Bicyclus anynana (squinting bush brown), 4396 nucleotides. Its product is annotated as glycerol-3-phosphate phosphatase. The record is from RefSeq and is a predicted model, not a curated record. NCBI's taxonomy places the organism in Eukaryota, Metazoa, Arthropoda, Insecta, Lepidoptera, Nymphalidae. The coding region runs from base 187 to 1098 and encodes 303 amino acids. Gene Ontology annotation, cellular component: cytoplasm. The transcript has 6 exons. Gene Ontology annotation, molecular function: phosphatase activity.